AUGGUGUGGAACAAAACCAAGGAUGUAAUGAAGGAAUUUGUGGAACACAUGCAGGAUGAGAACAUAAUAUCGUAUGCAUCGAACUGUGGUCACGCAGGAUGGAAGCACCCCACUGAUCCUAACGGUCAGAUCUAUGUAGGACACAAAGUGGGAGAUAAAAUUGUAUGCGUACUUAUGGUAGGGGCAUUACUGUUCAUGAAUGGGUGGCAUCGUGCAGAACAAGUUAGACCAAAGGAAGAUGAAACUAACGAAAGCAUACGAAGGCAUUUACGAUGUGCAAUAGUACAUAUGUUUAGCGCAGUAUUAAACGAAUCCGUGUGCAAAAGCCAAUGGGCCACAUUUUAUGCAUGGCACAUAAUGCAAGAAUUCGAAAAGGACGACGCUUUUAAGGGGGGUUCAAUAAAGAAGGGAAAAUGUGGUAGGAACAUAUUUUCGAAUGUACAAAUAAGGGAACUUGACUUAAAUGCAGACGUCAAAGCAUGGUUAGGAAAAAAUAGCAAACUAGAAGAGGCAAUACAGAAAAUAAAAGGAAAUACACUGUGCACGGAUAGGUGGAGGAAGGAAUGGAGCCUAGAAGAAAUCCUGGGGCAUGGGAAUAUAGAUGAUUCGCCACGGUCGACGAUUGCUCAGAUAAUGCACGGACUGCAACACCCAAUGACGGAAAUAUUUAAGGACAUAGGAAAACAGGCAGAGCAAACCAUACAACAGAGGGCACAGGCGAAGACGGGGAAGUCCGCGAACGAUGGCAAAAACGGGCAGGCCGCCACCAAUGGAGCAACACCACCACCAAAGGUACCGGCAGCCGAAAAGGACAAUGGCAAAGCGAGUACAACAUCCCCGUCUGGGGAAGGAGUGGGAAGAACAGAUCCCCCCAAGAAACCGGAACCUCCACCACCGAAGAAACCAGAAGCUCCACCAGUUAAGGUACCAGAGCAACCCAAGGUCACUAUUCCAGACAGCAAGGAAGACAACAAGAAGGCAGACACACCUUCGUCACCAUCAUCAGCAGGCAGGAACGAUCCGUCCACAGGCGCAGAUGGGACACAACCACAAGCACCUGCAUCUCCAGUAUUACCAGCACGACCACCACCACCUCCUCCACCAAGUACACCAUCCACACCAACACCAGGUCCGCAGGGAGGAGCAGAGGAAGCAGGGAAAGAUGGAGCACAGGGACCUCCUGGACAAGCAGGAUCAGGGACGGGACAAGCAGGUACAGGAAGUACAGGUAAUAUCGGAUGUCAGGGCAGCGAAGGUACAUCCUCCAGUGUAUCUGUUAGCUGUGGUACAUAUACUGGUCCAGGGUUGGAAGCCCCUAAUAUUCCUGCAGGUAUUACUGUUACAGUUCCGGAUGCUACCAGCGGCCCAGAGAAACCAAACGUCGAAUGA
Molecule: messenger RNA, 1389 nt
Organism: Plasmodium fragile
Lineage: Eukaryota; Apicomplexa; Aconoidasida; Haemosporida; Plasmodiidae
Exons: 4
Coding region: 1-1389 (462 amino acids)
Source: RefSeq, a predicted model, not a curated record